AAGCUCGAUCACUCCGUCCAUACGUAGCAAUCUUAAACCAAUUUUGUCCGCGUAAAGUUUCACAUCUUUCUUUCUCACACGUACACCAAAGGGUGAGCUAUGUUUUAUUGUGUGACUCUACUUUCAACUUGAGCAGUGACAUCGACAGUUUCGCACCCUAUACCAUGGAGUGACAAGAAAUAAUACAAACAUGGGUCAAGACGUCUUCGGCAAGUGAGUUUUAUCAGAAAUUGUGGCAAUAAUUAUAGUUGCUAUAUCAUGAUCAAUUUGUUUGUGGCUGGACAUUUUUAACUGAUUGCUCUAACAUGCUGCGGUGAGCUAACGUGAAAAUUUUCAGAGUGGCGGUCUUUGGCAGUGUUUUCUAACACUUUCUUAGGAACAGAAUCGUCGCACAGUCGACUUUUGUGUGAGAAAAUGGAGCCCAACAUCACCACUUUGAGUUUUUCGAACACUUCGCUCGCUACCAUGACCCCAAGUGUGGAAUUGUUCAAACAAGGUGAGAUCCUGCUACCAAUUAUUCGUGGUACCUUUGGUGGGAUCGGAAUAAUUGGUAACCUGUUAGUUUGCAUCGUGGUGGCGCGCCUGUGGAGCACCAAUAAACGCAACACGACCAAUACCCUGAUCGCAAAUCAAGCUCUGAUUGACUUAUGUGCUUCGAUCCUCCUUGUGGGCCUGACCAUUACGGAACUCGCUGAAGUAUCUCCUCCUGAAAACUACUUCUUCGGGCAGAUUUUCUGUAAGUUCUGGUCUUCAAGAUUCUGUCUAUUCGCAGCGUUUGCGGCGUCCACGUUCAACCUGACUGAGAUAUCAAUGGAACGCUAUCUAGCCGUCAUUCAUCCUAUUUAUUACUCCAUGAAAUUCGCAAACACAACCAUCGCUAAAAUAUUGCCAAUGAUACCAUGGCUACUUGGACCUUUGAUGCAGUUCGUCGUUGCGAUGUUGAGAUACGAUUUCAUUCCGGAAACCACGCCGAAAUCUUGCACAUAUGAGUCCAAACGCUACACCGAUGCAAUGGAGAAGAUCUUUGGCAUCAUGGUUUUCCUUUGGGACUACUGCAUCCCAGUGUCCAUCAUGACGUUCGCCUUCGUCAAAAUAGUCAUCAAAUUCAAGCAGCAGAAUUUGAAAGUUGCUUUGAGGCAGCCACUCCGCCCGCCCCAAGGGUCAACUGUCCCAACGAUCUCCACUAUGAAAGCUCAUCACAACUCGGUCACCGAAGUCGACCCACAAAUCAUGAAUGCUGAAAACUCCUUAGCAGCGGCCGAAAUAAACGAGCCGAGUUCCAGCAAUCAGCCAGCGCGCACCCAAGGCCAAAAAUCGUCCAGCAACAUCCAACGCAAAAAUGUGACCAAAACACUAUUUAUUGUGUAUGUCGUUUACGUCAUUUGCUGGUCGCCCGACCAAUGGGCGUUUCUUCAGUACAACCUUGGAGGGGAGCUUGAUUUUGGGAGUACCUUCACUAACUUUGCCAUUCUCAUUGCUCAGUUGAACUCCUGUGUUAAUCCGUUUAUCUACGGUCUCCAAUACAGACAGUACAGACAGGGUUUAAUCAAACUGUUUAAGUGUCAACGAUAACUUAACACGGAGAAAGUUCCACAACGACUCUUGAACUAUGGAAUUUGAGGCAUUGUAUGGUGAGAUAUCAAUAAACACCUCUUGAACUACAACAUUGAUUCGAGGUAUAAGGGGCCAUCCCGUCUUGAUUUAGGUUUAACAAACUGUUAUAUUUAAGAGAUGUUUAAUUUGUAUCAGGGACAACACAUUUUAAUUGUGGUGUUAACCUAGGUUAAACCGAUGUGUGUUAGCACUGAAUACCCAGUACUUUCCCGAGUUCUGCGAAAACAACCACCUGCAUAUUCCUCGGGUGGGAUUCGAACUCACGACCUUUGCGAUUCUAGAGCAGUGUAAUGCCAACUAGACCACCGAGAUUGCCCGGUAGCUAGAGGUGUAAAAGGGUAAAACCAAAUUAAUAUAUGUUAUUUUAGGGGAGUAAUGAUGUAAUUUCUUUGUUUUUUAUCCUUACACCGAUGUGUAUUAAGUAUUGCAAACUACUUUUCCCGGGUCCUAUGAAAAAAUCAACAGGCAAAUCACUCGAGUGGGUUCGAACCCACGACCUUUGCAUUGCUCUAGAGCAAAUGUAGGACAACAAACCACCGCUGGCUAGAGGCAGUCUGAAUUCUAUGCUGCUUACAAAUAUCGGUUUAGAUUUAAUACUAUGUUGUUUUAACCCAUUC
Messenger RNA from Asterias rubens (European starfish), 2231 nucleotides. RefSeq names its product galanin receptor type 2-like. The transcript has a single exon. Lineage: Eukaryota; Metazoa; Echinodermata; Asteroidea; Forcipulatida; Asteriidae. Gene Ontology annotation, cellular component: membrane. The coding region runs from base 415 to 1572 and encodes 385 amino acids. The record is from RefSeq and is a predicted model, not a curated record. Gene Ontology annotation, molecular function: G protein-coupled receptor activity. Gene Ontology annotation, biological process: G protein-coupled receptor signaling pathway.